AUGGAUUUUCAAAAUAGACCAGGUUCGAAGGUAGGUAGUGGUGGUGUAGCUGGAUACUCUGAAACCAAUGUAGAUCGACGAGAACGUCUUCGCAAACUUGCGUUAGAGACUAUAGAUUUAAACAAAGAUCCGUAUUUUAUGAAAAAUCAUCUUGGCUCUUAUGAGUGUAAACUUUGUUUAACUUUACAUACCAAUGAAGGUAGUUAUCUUGCUCAUACUCAAGGUAAAAAACAUCAAACCAACCUUGCACGUCGAGCAGCUCGGGAAGCCAAAGAGAACAAUAAUAUUCAACCCGCUUUACAAACUCAAGCUAAAAUUCAAGUGAAAAAAAAUUUGGUUAAAAUUGGUAGACCUGGUUACAAAGUAACUAAAGUUCGUGAUCCAAUUACUAGGCAACUUGGAUUAUUAUUUCAAAUUCAAUAUCCUGAAAUUGGAUUAGAUGUGAUACCUCGUCAUCGGUUCAUGUCAGCUUAUGAACAAAGAAUCGAACCACCAAAUAAAGCACAUCAAUAUUUACUCUUUGCAGCUGAACCAUAUGAAACAAUAGCUUUCAAAGUACAAAGUAAAGAAGUUGAUAAAGGAGAAGGAAAAUUUUUCACACAUUGGGAUCCAGAUUCUAAACAAUUUUCAUUACAAUUCUUUUUCAAGAAUGAUAGACCAGGAAUGUAUUCUGAAGGUAUGCCACCUGGUAUGGAAAGAGCUCCUAUUGCUAAUCCUUUGAAUCCAUACAAUGCACCAGCUAUGAGGGGACCAACUUAUGUGCAUAAUUAG
Diversispora eburnea is the source of this 771-nucleotide messenger RNA. Lineage: Eukaryota; Fungi; Glomeromycota; Glomeromycetes; Diversisporales; Diversisporaceae. The record is from the annotation of a GenBank genome assembly.